Messenger RNA from Nakaseomyces glabratus, 1110 nucleotides. RefSeq names its product Esc2p (gene ESC2). Lineage: Eukaryota; Fungi; Ascomycota; Saccharomycetes; Saccharomycetales; Saccharomycetaceae. The record is from RefSeq and is a predicted model, not a curated record.
AUGGAUUUCAGCGACGAGGACUCUGACGAGUUCUUCAUGGGGACUUCCGAGGACGUGGAGGAGCGGUUGCAGCAGGCGAUGGCCUCGCGGGCGCCGCAAGCACCGAAUGCAGAACCAGCACCAGUACAAGAGCCACAUGCAGAAGCAGAAGCAGAACUAGAGCCAGAAGCAGAAGGACCGUCACAGGAGCAAGUGCGAGGGCAGGAUGUGGUGGUUAUAGAAGGGGACACAGAGGGGAGUGGAUCGGAGGGCUCGAGCGACAGCGAAGGCUCGAGCGACAGCGGUGCACAGGACACAUACCGCGGAGAUAAAGAGUACGAGGUGCGUACGCGGUCUGGGAUGAAGCGUGCACGCACGGUGGAGGACGAGAACGACCUGUUCUUCCAGAGCAUUGCGAAGCGGAGCCAGAGUCUGCCGGUGCAGGACGGUUCUGGUGCAGUGCGGCAGGACAAGGUGUACUAUGUGCAGUUUAUAUCGCAUGUGGACGGCACGAAGGGGAAGUCAGUGCAGGUGAAGGCGCUGGGGAGCCACCCGUUCUCGAAGCUUGUAGCUGCGGCGCUGAGCGGACUCAUGCGGGCGCACAGGCUGCCCUCGGUGAUGAGGCCGCUGUACCAGCCGGAGAGCGUCGUGAGCUACUGGAACCGGGCGAAAGUGCUGGGGUUCAUGACCUGCGAUACGCUGCGGGUGCCGCAGCGGUACGGCAGCGACUACCUGGAGAUCCAGCUGGUGCCCGUGAAGGAGGAAGCGCAGUACCUGGAGCAAGAAGUAUUCGAGGAGCCAGAGCGUGCGCCCACGCCGGAAGAGGACGCCGAAGAGGAGUUUGAACGGGAGCUGCGCGACGCCAAGGAGGUCAGGGCACCCGUGGUGGACCUCGAGUCCGAGGAAGUGCUCCGGGUGGCACUGCAAGGCCAAGACAACAAGAAAGUGUACGUGAACGUGAAGCCCACGACCACGUUCGCCCGCAUGAUCGAGUACUACCGCACGCAGAAACAGCUGCCGCGAAGCACACAGAUAACACUGGCACUCGACGACGAGCCACUAGACCCACACGCCACGGUCAAGUCCCAGGAUAUAGAGGACGAGGACAUGCUGGAGGUAAGAUUAUCGUAA